Pelobates fuscus (common spadefoot toad) is the source of this 1665-nucleotide messenger RNA. Its product is annotated as protein SPT2 homolog. The record is from RefSeq and is a predicted model, not a curated record. Gene Ontology annotation, biological process: regulation of DNA-templated transcription. Bases 110 to 1303 code for a protein of 397 amino acids. Gene Ontology annotation, cellular component: nucleus; chromatin. The transcript is spliced from 10 exons. Gene Ontology annotation, molecular function: DNA binding. NCBI's taxonomy places the organism in Eukaryota, Metazoa, Chordata, Amphibia, Anura, Pelobatidae.
UCGAGGCGGAAGAGCGGAAGCUUGUGCGCUGCAGGAAAUAGUGAUCGGAGCGCGGGCUGGGAGUAACAUUACCGAGUGUGAUAGCGGCAGGACGUGUGGGCGGAUAACCAUGAGUGCAACCAGUGUAUUGUCCAGUGCAAAGAGGAAGAGGACAAAACCCCAUAAACUAGGACAGAAAAAAAGAACGUUUUCGAGGGGGGAUUCAGAUGAAGAUGCGGUGCCAGUGUCUGAGACACAGAGAGUUUGCAAUGAGGAUGAUCAGAGGGACCAGGAAAACCCCCCGGCACACGCAGCCAAGGAGAGUACAUCCCACAGAAGGCGGAAGAAAGGAAGCAAGGACAAGCCCUUGACCAGUGUAAUGGCUGCCAGAGCAAGGGAUGAAGAAUAUGAGAGUAAACAGGAAUGUGCAACAGCACACCCAGAUGAGACUAGCACACCCCAAAAAUGUCCAGACACACAUGAAGGAACCCCCAGAAGUGGAGGAAGGCCAAAGGGAAGCAAGAACAGGACAUUCUCUGGUUCUCCUGAAAUAGCUGCCAGAGCAAGGGAUGAAGAAUAUGAGAGUAAACAGGAAUGUGCAACAGCACACCCAGAUGAGGCUAGCACACCCCAAAAAUGUCCAGACACACCUGAAGGAACCCCCAGAAGUAGAGGAAGGCCAAAAGGAAGCAAGAACAGGACAUUCACUGGUUCUCCUGAAAUAGUGUUCAGAGCCAGAAACGAACAAGAUCACAAAAGUUCUCCUCAUGAAACGUCGAUCUCCAAAUCAGAGCAUCCGAAUGGAGGGGACAUUUCUCCUAGGGGAAGAGGACGACCUAAAGGAAGUACGAAAAAGAUCUACCCUGCAUCCUUGCAGGUUUCAGGAAAGUCCAGUGGGGAUGGUGCCCCAAAACGUUCGAGAGGUAGACCAAAAGGAAGUCCAAAUAAAAAACCUUCAAGGGCUGCUUUAAUGUUGAAAUAUGGAAUCCCAAAGUUGGGGAGAGGAAGACCCAAAAAGUUACUGGCAACAAAUGGAGCAGUGACUCCGAAACGAGGAGUGAUUCCGAAACGAGGCCGGGGUAGACCAAAAGGUGCUGUGAAGUCCCCAUCGACCACGAAGAUUGCGGGCUCUGGACUAAAGAGAGGACGGCCUAAAAAUCCAGAACCAGACUCUCCUCAUUCAGCAAAUUUAACUCCUAAACGGCCCAGAGGGAGACCAAAGCUUGUGGUGAAACCUGUAGCUGUCAGCAACUCUGAGGAGGAAGAUUCUGGAUCGUGCAAGGACAAUGAUGAUACAGCCAGUGGGAAUGAGGAUAGUCCUUGAAAUACAAAUGUGUGAAGUCCACCUGCCCAUCCCUUCAUUUUUACGUCCAUGCCAACUAGUGGUGGAAAAUAGAAUGCAAUGGAUGUCUGCAAAAAGAACUUUUAAUUCACCCCUAAAAAAUGAUAAAAGUGGUUUAGAUAAUGAAUUUCUUAGACAAGCUUGUUUACUUAUGGAGAAAAAUAGACAGUGUAACUUUGAAGAUAUAUUUUUUGUUUUGUUUUUUUUUAAUGUAGUUGAGGUUUUUAAUGUGAUGUGUUUUAAAGUUGGUAAAUCUCAUUGAGAACAAAAAAAAUAAAAAUCGUUCAGUGUAUUUUUGCUGUUGCAUCUGAGCUGGAGGGUGGGGGGUCAACAUUUAUUUUUAA